Messenger RNA from Elaeis guineensis (African oil palm), 6609 nucleotides. Its product is annotated as mediator of RNA polymerase II transcription subunit 13. Gene Ontology annotation, biological process: positive regulation of transcription by RNA polymerase II. Gene Ontology annotation, cellular component: mediator complex. NCBI's taxonomy places the organism in Eukaryota, Viridiplantae, Streptophyta, Magnoliopsida, Arecales, Arecaceae. The record is from RefSeq and is a predicted model, not a curated record. Gene Ontology annotation, molecular function: transcription coactivator activity.
UCUGUAGACUAGCAGAAGGCUCACAUGGCAUGCACCCACAUCCGAUCCACGUCCAUCCGGAUCAAAAGAAACGCAACUUUUGGUAAAAGCUAAGCCCAGUCCGCCCGGCGCCCUUUGCCGACCGAUUCGGAAGAAGAGAAAUCCGGCCACCGCACCCUCCCCCUCCCCCGGGUGGAGGACGCCAAUCCCGAUCCUCUCUCGUCGAUUCUCCGAUCCCUGCGAUCCGUGCGUGAUUAUUUUCUUUUGGAGCUAGGUUUGAACUGUUGCGGCUAAACGAAUAAAUCCAAGAAGAAAGAAACAAGAUAUUGCAGGAGACUUGAUGUGUACUGUCUGAUGCACAAGUGCUGGCAACUUUCCAAAUAGAGACUUUUGUGGUUGCAAAGACAUGUGGACGAAUGUGUUCAGAAUUGGAGAGCUUCAAGCAAUUUCAUGGUUCCAGUUUCUUCCAUGUGAUUCUGAUCCAAACUCUCUACCUGAGAAAAGUUUAAAGGCAGAGCAGAAAGAUGCUGCUACUCAUCUGAUUCUUUCAGCUCAUCUGCAGUUACAAAAUGAAGGCUUUCUCAGCACAUGGACUAACUCCUUUGUUGGUCCAUGGGACCCAUCUCAGGGAGUGCACAACCCUGAUGAGAAAAUCAAGCUCUGGCUUUUUCUCCCUGGUCGUCACUCAUCAAUAAUUGAUACUGCUCAAGCUGCAGUAUCCAGAUUGAGAGUUGUGGGAAGUGGGCUGUGGCUAGCACCUGGUGAUUCAGAAGAGGUUGCUCUUGCAUUAUCUCAGGCUUUAAGAAAUUCUAUAGAAAGAGCACUUAGAGGGUUUUCGUACGUGAGAUUUGGAGAUGUUUUCACAAGAUGUCAUCCUUUCACCCUAAAUGGAAAAAGCUUUAGGAGAGCACAACCAACAUUUGAGUUCAUCUUUUCUGCCACAGAAGAAGCAAUCUAUGUGCAUGCAAUAAUAUCCGCAAAGCAUAUCCGGGGACUGUGCAGUGAUGAUAUAGAAAGAAUAUCAAGGAAUGGUUCCGUUCGUUCCACUCGUGAGGGACUCCCAGUUAUUGUUGGUCCUAAUGGAAUGCGAGGUAGGCUUACUGGAUGUUGUCCCAGUGAUCUUGUGAAGCAAGUAUAUAUCAGCAAGUCGAAGGUGUCAAAUGGGUUUACAGUUGGUAUGCCUUUCCCUGGUGCUCCAUCAUCUGGCUGCCAGUUCAGGGGGCAAAGUUGCUAUGUUGAAGUCACCCUUGGCUGCCCUUCCGCUUGUGGUGACAAAGUUUUGGAAUCGAAUGGCAAUCAAAGCAACAAUGCCAUCCAUCCUCAUACUGAAGAGUCUCAUUUUUCAUCUGUUGGAAAAGGCCAGCAGAAGCAGGGAACAAUUGAUCAGCUUCCGAUUCUUGAAAGAACAUUCAUUUACCCAGCAGAUGCUGUGGUAAUUCCUAUGAUGCACAGAGCCUUUGCUCGAUCUUCCGUCAAGAGAUUCUGGCUGCAAAAUUGGGUUGGAACAUCAGCAUUUGAGAUGUGGCCACUAUGGAAUUUUUUGGGAUCCUCUCGUAUUGAGCAGUGUUUUGCAUUUGGAAACACUUGCAGCAGUGGGCCCUUGGAUGGAGUUGGAGGUGACUUUAGCAGUUUGAGACUGCAAAAACAAUACAAUAGCAGCAGUAACAGCAUAACUAGUAGCAUCAGCAGUGUGAGCGGUACAUCCAGCGAUAGUGAAUAUGCAGUGGCUGCUGGAGCUGGUGAUCUUGAAGCCGAUGCUGACUCUCUUACAUGCAGACAUUCUGGUUUGUCUUCCAAUGAUCAGUUUGAGAAUGAUGGUCACAAAAUGGUCUCCAAACGUGCACGCACAGGCACAACAGAAACAGCUGGUCAACCAGGCACAGUUGUAAGUGCAACUAUCCAGGAUGCUUAUAAUACUGAAUAUAGUGUUGCUGAAGCAAACAAUUCAGCCGCUGCAGGAGCAGCAAAUGUUCAGGUUGGAUCUCGUUGGGAUUGGGAUGACGACGACAGAGGCAUUGGCAUGGACAUCCAAACGCUCCUCUCUGAGUUUGGAGAUUUUGGUGACUUUUUUGAAAAUGAUGUCCUGGCUUUCGGUGAGCCUCCAGGUACUGCAGAGUCUCAAGCUCUUAUUUUUCCAACUUCAGAUUGUGGGGACAUCAGUGGCAGCCCUAUGGGAGGAAUGGAAGUAUCACAUCAGAAACUCUCUCCUGUUGGGCUUGCAUCUUUUGAGGGAAUUAACCAUCAAUCUGUUGCACUUACAGAGGAUACUAGAAACCAAAGUACAGAAUUUACUAAGGAUGCUAGGUCAUCUGUUUUAGGAACCCAUUCUUCAGCACCCUCAACAGGGAAGUUUGACUAUCUGACAAAAGCUGAAGCCAUGAUGACAUUUGCCCCAGAAUAUGCAGCAGUUGAGAUGCCUGCUAGCGAGCUUCCGACGUCAAUUUUUAAAAGCCCAUACUUCCCUAGAUCUAGAAAGGUUGAGAGUUCACAUUCGAGCUCUGUUGCUUAUGUGUAUAAUGCAGCACCACCUUCUCCUCGAACGAUGACCUCAGAAGAAAAGCCUGAGAUCUCAGCUAAACUCAAACUGGGUUCCAUGGGGCAUGGUGGGAAUUCAUCUUUUCAAUCUUCAAAAUUAUACACACAUGUACAAAGUGGGACAAAAAAGACUAACAAGAGAUCAGUUAAUGAUGGUGUCCCUUCACGUGAAGUAGAGGUUCCAUUCUCUAUGUCCGGCAUAAGUUCCUUAAGUACUGUCCCUACUCUCCAAAGGAAGAAUGAAAACAUGUUGGAGACAGCACAUUUUCUGCUGUCUCUGAAGACCGUGCUUGCUACAGAACUUGAAUCCAUCAUGUUCCAAGCUGCCAUGUGUCGGAUAAGACAUACUUUAUUAUCUCUUAGCAAUAAAGUUCCUAUUGGGUUGAGGAGCGCUAUAUCAGAUCUAGUCCAAAGUGAUACAGGCACCAAAUCAGACAUUAUGAUCUGUAAAUAUGAGAUAAAGAAGAAAGAUAACAUACCAGUCAGAAUAGCUGGUGAUAGUGAUAGCGGAAUGCAUGAUGGACCAGUUACUGCACAAGUGGGUGUUUGGCGAUCGGUUGGAGCUCCUAAAGGAACAAAGUCUUCAAUUACGCGCAAUUCUGAAAAUUCAUCUUCUUUGCCUCUCAGUACAUUGCAUGAUGAGAAUUUAAAUCUCUAUGGACAAAGGCAACCUCUUCAGGAUCUUCUUGAUGCUCUGGCCUUGUUAGUUCAGCAAUCUACUUCCUUCGUUGAUGUCUCACUUGAUACAGAUGAUGGUGAUGGCUCCUAUUGUUGGCUUGCACUACAAGAGCAGCGGAGGCGUGGAUUUUCUUGUGGUCCAUCUAUGGUUCAUGCAGGUUGUGGUGGACUUCUAGCCACAUGCCAUUCUGUGGAUAUUGCUGGCAUUGACUUAUUGGAUCCACUUUCAGCUGAUAUUCAAGCAUCAUCUGUGAUUAGUUUGCUCCAGUCAGAUAUAAAAUUAGCCUUAAAAUCUGCUUUCGGAAAUUUGGAUGGUCCACUAUCUGCAAUCGAUUGGUGCAGGGGUCGUGGCCAAUCAGGUGAUUCGAAAGCUAUGGGAGAUGGAUAUUCUUUUCAGUGCACUGUAAGUGAAGCUAAAGAUUCUUCAAGCACUGUAACCCUCACUGGAGAGCCAAUUAGCCCACCUCAGUCUACUGCUGGUUCAUCUUGCCUCAGAGAGGGAGCAAGAAUUGAUGAGUCAUCUCAAAGGAGAUCCAGCCAAGAGAUAUGCAAUUCAGAGUCAGAACAACAAAAAGGCUAUUGUCGUUUCAGGCCAACACCUACAAUGCUCCCAUUACCUUCUAUACGUGUUGGGUAUCAGGAUGAUUGGCUAGAUAUGCCAGCAAAGAAUUUACAAUUUUGGGAAAAGGGUCCUCUUGAACCUUAUGCUUCACCGAAGCCAAUUAUUUUCUAUGCCUUAUGUCCAGAUAUUGAUCUCCUUGCUUCUGCUGCUGCCGAAUUUUUUCAACAGUUAGGAACCAUUUAUGAAGCAUGCAAGCUAGGAACACAUUCACCUCAAAUAGGUGGACAGAUGGACCCAUCCUUGGCAAGAUAUUUACCUUCUGGCCUUGUUCUUGUUGAUUGCCCUCAACAAGUGAAGAUUGCCAGCAAUCAUAUUACUGCUAUCAGCUCAAUACGUGAUUAUUUUUUGGCACUUUCCAAAGGUUGGAAUGUGAAGAACUUCAUUAAGUCUCUUACAAAGGUUAUCAAGGAACUGAAACUUGCUCCGAAUUUGUCAAUAAAUCAAAAAGAAGGAAGUAGUGGGCCUUGUACGGUAGUUUAUGUUGUAUGUCCCUUCCCUGAGCCUAGGGCAGUUCUACAAACACUGAUUGAGUGUGCCAGUGCUCUUGGAUCGUUGGUUCUGUCACCAGACAAAGAGAGACGAUCUCUAUUACAAUCUCAUGUUGCUAGGGCCUUAAACUGUACUGCUGCUGCAGAUGAAGCAUCGGCAUCAAAUGUUGUAAUGCUCUCAGGGUUCAGUAUUCCUAAGCUUGUUUUGCAGAUUGUUACUGUGGAAUCCUUGCUACGGAUCAACAGGCCAACUAAUGAGGUCGCCAUUUUGAAGGACAUCGCGUUCACAGUAUACAAUAAGGCUCGACGAAUCGCAUGGGCUGCUCCUGCCUCUGACAUGCUUCAGUCAUCAGCUGCCUCAGGGCGAUCUCAAUCCACAUUGAUGCAUGUAACUUCUCCUAUUCCAGGCCUGUGGAAGGACUGCCAUGCUUCUCGGUUACCUGGAGCAACUCUUGCAAGAGAGGCCGAACUUGAUUCUGCCUUAAGACCUGGCACUUGGGAUAACUCAUGGCAAACAUCAAGGGGUGCAGGGUUAACUUGCGAACCAAAUAGACCAGUAGACUUAUGUGGUCAGGAUGACACAAGGUACAUGUUUGAACCACUUUUUAUAUUGGCAGAACCCAGCUCCAUAGAGCAUGGAACCCCUUCCACUGUGUUUGGUAGUGCAGUGUCCGAGACUUCAAGUUUAAAAUCUGUUAUUGAUGACAGUGGCAUGUAUAUGCAAAGUUCAUCUUCUGGAGUGAAUGCAGAUAUUGGAACAACCUCCCUGCUUGAUGGAUCGGAGCAUGACUCUAAAACAGCAGGUCUUCAUUGUUGUUAUGGGUGGACUGAGGAUUGGCGCUGGCUAGUCUGCAUCUGGACAGACUCUAGAGGAGAGUUGCUUGACAGUUGCAUAUUUCCCUUUGGUGGCAUCAGUAGCCGCCAAGACACAAAAGUUCUCCAAAGCCUUUUUGUCCAGAUUCUGCAACAGGGCUGUCAAAUAUUAUUAUGUUCAUCCACUGAUUCUGCUACUGCCAAGCCAAGGGACAUAAUAAUCACACGUUUUGGAUGUUUCUUUGAGCUUGAAUGUCAAGAAUGGCAAAAAGCUAUCUACUCAGUUGGCGGCAAUGAAGUCAAGAAAUGGCCUUUACAACUGCGGCGGUCCAUGCCUGAUGGCAUUCCCUCGACAACUAAUGGGACUUCUCUGCAGCAGCAGGAAUUGGGUUUAAUUCAAGACAGAAACCUACUCUCCUCACCUAGCCCUUCUUUGUACAGUCCUCAUUCCAAGUCCAGCUUCAUUAAAGGUGGUCUGGCUCAAUCUAGCACCAAAAAACAGCUCUUAGCAGGACAGACAGGUGUAGAUAGCCCAAGGGGGUUGUUGCAAUGGGUGCAGAGCAUCAGUUUAAUUGGAGUUUCCAUUGAUCAUUCGUUGCAUCUAAUUCUUCAGGCAGAUAUGUCUUUCGCCGGUGGAGGAUCUCAUAGCAGCAGCAGCUCAAGCCUUUCAGGCUACUUAGAAGGAUUCACUCCGGUGAGGUCUCUAGGAGGGUCUAUGCAGGAACCUUAUCUCCUAAUCCCCUCGCCUAGUUUGCGCCACCUACCUCCAACACCCUUGCAACUUCCCACAUGCCUGACUUCAGAGUCUCCGCCCCUUGCCCAUCUUUUGCAUAGCAAAGGGUCUGCAAUUCCCCUGGCGACGGGAUAUGUUGUUUCCAAAGCGGUCCCAACCAUGAGAAAAGAUCCAGCAGAGUUGACAAAGGAAGAUUGGCCUUCUAUUCUUGCAGUCAGCCUUGUUGAUCACUACGGACGCAACAAUAACAGCAUCCAAGAAAAGAUGGUCCGAGGUGCUGGUAACAUCACUAUUGGUAAGCAAGGUAGGAGUUUGACUCCGGAGGUCAUCAGUAGAGACUGUGAGACAGAGACUCAUUUGGUUUUAGAGUCUGUAGCAGCUGAGCUUCACUCUCUUUCUUGGAUGACUGCAAGUCCGGUGUACCUUGAAAGGCGCACUGCACUACCUUUUCACUGCGACAUGCUUCUAAGACUAAGAAGGCUACUGCACUAUGCGGAUAAAGAGUUUUCUCGGCCACCAGAGAAGACACUGCAAGCUUAGGCAAGUUUAUGGUCUUUAGGCAGUCUAUAACACCAAAUUUACCAGCUGAUUUUCUCUUCUAAACAUAUCUUGUACAUUUUCAAGUUGCUUCUAACACCAGGAUGUCUGGUAGGCUGCUACUGAUAAUUUUGAUAUUUUGGGUUGCCUGGAGGUGUAAUAUAUCUAUUCUUGUAAGUAUAGUCAUCAUAUUCAAUUGAUUUUCACCGAGGAUCUCAUCUGUA